AUGGUGUCGUUGAAGCUCCAAAAGCGGCUUUCCGCUAGCGUCCUCAAGUGCGGGAAGGGCAAGGUUUGGCUUGAUCCAAAUGAAUGCAAUGAAAUCUCCAUGGCCAACUCUCGCCAAAACAUUAGAAAGCUGGUUAAGGAUGGCUUCAUCAUCAGGAAGCCAACAAAGAUUCACUCUCGCUCUCGUGCCCGUCGCAUGAAUGAAGCCAAGAGAAAGGGAAGGCACUCUGGUUAUGGUAAGCGCAAGGGUACAAGGGAGGCUAGGCUGCCAACUAAAGUUCUCUGGAUGAGAAGAAUGCGUGUCCUCAGGCGUCUGCUCCGUAAGUACAGGGAGUCAAAGAAGAUUGACAAGCACAUGUACCAUGACAUGUACAUGAAGGUGAAAGGUAAUGUCUACAAGAACAAGAGAGUUCUUAUGGAGAGCAUUCACAAGUCAAAGGCUGAGAAAGCAAGAGAGAAGACUUUGUCUGACCAGUUUGAGGCUAAGAGGGCAAAGAACAAGGCAAGCAGAGAAAGGAAAUUUGCUAGGAGGGAGGAACGACUGGCCCUGGGACUUGGGGCAGAGAAACCUGUAGAUGCACCACCUGCUGCUGCUGCACCUCUACCCACCCAGGGAACCAAGAAAUCCAAGAAGUGA
Molecule: messenger RNA, 636 nt
Organism: Dovyalis caffra
Lineage: Eukaryota; Viridiplantae; Streptophyta; Magnoliopsida; Malpighiales; Salicaceae
Source: the annotation of a GenBank genome assembly